This is a messenger RNA of Saccostrea cuccullata (small rock oyster), 1697 nucleotides long. RefSeq lists its product as uncharacterized. The transcript is spliced from 4 exons. The record is from RefSeq and is a predicted model, not a curated record. Lineage: Eukaryota; Metazoa; Mollusca; Bivalvia; Ostreida; Ostreidae. The coding region runs from base 178 to 1686 and encodes 502 amino acids.
UUGUGUUCCAAACUGCAAUUUCAAACAGAACUGCGUAAAAACAUGGCGUAGAUGAAACAAAUAUAACGAUCUGAGAAAAAAAUUGGGAGUCAGAAAGCCACACGAAAAUAAAUAUUUGUCGACAAAACCCUAGUAGAAAUGAAAGGAACAAGGUUCUAAAGAUAAAUUAUUUUAAAUAUGGAGAAGGAAGGCAAUAUCGAUGAUCUUGGGAAAUCAUUUUCUAGAAGUUCUGUUGCUAAUAAUGACAGCUCAGCUGCGACAAAAACAGACAUUGAUUGUGGGAGCUUUUCCUCAGAAAAGUUCACAGUCAUUGAUGCAACAGAUGAAUAUGACGACAAUCUACAAAAUCUGUCCAGCAUGGCGGUAAGUAGUGGACAUUUUACUGUGGAUGGAGACAUAUCUUUUCAAAAGAUAAAACUUGACGAAGAAAACAUUGAAAAAGAGUUAGGCAAGGUAUUUAAAGGUCCUAAAAAUUCAAAAGAAACAGGCAACACUGUAUCUGAAUUACACAAGUGUGUAGAAGAAGAAGUACAGGAAGAUAUUUUUUCCAAACUAGCGAAGGUAUGCCAAUGCUCCAAGAAAAUCGCAGAGAAUGUUCCGGUAGCCGAAUCUGUGGCUAAAACCCUUGGAACAAUAACAAGUAUUUUUCAAGAUGUCGGAGAUAAAAUGAGAGUGAAUGUCCAAAAAAUCCAAGAAGAUGAAACAUAUGCACCUUUUGAGCGAUUUCAAGAUUCUGAAAUUACGUCAGAAGCAUGUGGACUUGAAGAUCUGUUUUACACAACACACGCGUACUUAAAAGGAAUUCAUGACGAGGCAAAUGACGAAGAAAUAAAGACUCUUCAGGAUAGAGUUCCGAUUUAUAAAGGAGUAGAAUUUCUGGGAAAACUAAAGGCAAAGAUAGAAAAUCUUAUGACAAAACCAGACAUAAAGUCUGUUAGUCGUGCUGUCGCUUACAUAGAUCUCUACUCACGCUUGGCGAUUUUGAGGACAUUAGUUCUAUGGCAACUUUAUGCAAUAAAGAAAAGUAGUAAUGUUGACCAAGCUAGCACUAGUGGCGUUUACGCCGUUAUCAAGGAAACCGACAAGACAGAUUGCGAAAUGGUGGAGAACGUUACGAAACCAAGUUUCGAGAAAAUUGUCUUCUUGACCAUUUUCAACCCAACAGAACUUAGACAUUUUCAGCAUUUCAUGCGUGUGAAAUCCAUUAACCCUUUUCGGUUAGAUGAAGAUGAUACCUUUUGCUCUAAAAUGCAUCUUAUUCGCCCAGCAAAAUGGCCUGAAUGGCAUAUGAAGUUUGGAUGGGAUAGACAAGGAUCAAUUUGGGGAGAGAAAAAUUUACGAAAAAGAGCUUGCAAGUUUCUUUUUGAAGAAGUUAAAGAACGAGUAAUUGAUAACAUUUUUCAUAUCAGGUCUGUGAAGUAUCCUACCUAUUACAUGAUUAUGGAAAGUGGACAACUCGGAUAUUGUGGGUCUGUAGAAGGUUUACCUGGACCAGAAGGAAAAUGGAAGAUCAUCAGGUUCAUUGAAGAUAGACUGCCCUAUUAUGUAAUGUCUCCCUUGAGCAGGCCUUGCUUUUUUAUUUACAUGACAUCCAGUCCAACGGGGCAUGUGAGAGGAGCAUAUGAUUUACAGGAAAUACGUUCGAAAGGAGUCUGGCAAGUCAUUGAUGUGGACAGCGAAAGAUAAUAAAUAAUCUG